Molecule: messenger RNA, 756 nt
Organism: Peronospora matthiolae
Lineage: Eukaryota; Oomycota; Peronosporomycetes; Peronosporales; Peronosporaceae
Source: the annotation of a GenBank genome assembly
AUGCUGGCGAAGCAGGUGGGCAAGUUCAUCCGGUCGCUAGGGCAAACGAUCGACCGCGUCGGCGUCUCGCUCGAAGGCAGUUUGACCUACACCGAGCACUUGAACCCCUCGACCCGCGCUGUUAAAAAUCUGGGACGCGCACCCACGUUCGAAGAGGGUGUUUUUGUGGCGCCCAAUGCGUCCGUGGUUGGCGACGUGAAGGUGGGCAAAGGCAGCUCCAUUUGGUACAACGCCACAGUGCGCGGGGACGUUAAUCACAUCACGAUCGGCGAGAACUCCAACAUCCAGGACCAAGCGGUGGUGCACGUGGCGAAGAUCCAUCGUGACAUUCCCACCAAGAUCGGGAACAAUGUGACUGUGGGCCCCGCCGCCAUCGUACACGCUUGCACCGUUCAGGACCACUGCAUCAUCGGAACGGGCGCGCAGGUGAUGGACGGGUCUGUGAUUGGAGCCAAGUCCGUCAUCACGGCUGGCUCUAUUGUCACCCAGGACAAGCAGGUGCCGUCCGGACAGCUCUGGUCAGGCGUCCCUGCUCGCUACUUGCGCGACCUCACGGCCGAGGAGAUGCACUUCAUGCAGCAGUGCUCGGCCGAGUAUACACAGCUAGCCGAGCAGUAUGCUGUCGAGUGCGCAAAGAGCUUUGAGGAGUACGAAGCUGACACGGAGCGCUUUAAGAUCUUGCGGGACGUGGGGGAGACCGGCUUGCUGCAGAAGGAGGACACGCGCAAGGAUACGGGUCUUUACUUUCGUUACUAG